Messenger RNA from Striga hermonthica, 915 nucleotides. The record is from the annotation of a GenBank genome assembly. Lineage: Eukaryota; Viridiplantae; Streptophyta; Magnoliopsida; Lamiales; Orobanchaceae.
AUGGAAUACGAGUUACGGAACUUUUAUGCUACCAAUGUAGGGAAACUUCUUCUUGCUCUAUCCCUGCAUGGAAAAGAUCACAAUCCAGCUGAAGCUAGUCAUUCGUUGUAUUCAGAAGGUAAAAUCGGUCCAUCUCAUGAUACCCAAGUUCAUGCACCUGAUUCUACAUCCAAAAAGACACUUGAUGGGAAACAUUUGAUAAAGGCACUCGCUGGCCGUUUGGAAAAAUUCCUGUACAAAAAGGAUAAAACAUCCCGUAAUGAAAGUCCAUCAGAGUUAUCUACUCCAUCCGAUUACGAAGAUUGUAAAAUGGAGCUUCCCAGCUCCUCCAAUUUCCAGGAAUUGAUGGAGCUCUUGCAAUCCAAGAAUGAAAACGUACAUAUGCCUGAUAAUCUCCAAGGUGGCAUCCUAAUCGACCAGACAUACGAGGUUUCACCAAAGGAUCUAAAUAUGGUUAUAUUUGCUCCCGAUUCAGAGUUCAAGAUGAAUUUAGCUGACUUUGUGAGCACAGCAGAUGUCCCGUAUGGAAACACUUUCAAAGUACAAUUGCUUUAUAAGAUAAUGCCAGGUGUUAUGUUAUCAUCCGAGAACCAGUUGGCUCGUCUUGUCGUGUCUUUUUCUGUCAACUUUAGUCAAAGCACGAUGAUGAAAGGGGUGAUCGAGAGUGGGGUAAAGCAGGGACUGAAAGAAAGUUUCGAUCAAUCUCAGCCUUGUUGUCUCAAAAGUUCAAAGUUGUCAAAGCUAGUUCGGACAAAGAACAGGACAAUUAUGGGCUUGUGGAGAACAACAAUAGAAGCAGAUCAUAAGGCUGAAUUUGCAGACGAGCAGGUGGAUGAUGAUGAGAAGCCUUUUCUAAUUGAUGACACUGGAUCAUAUCUGGUCGUUGACGAUGCAAAGUUGACCAAUGUUAUAUAG